Messenger RNA from Coniosporium apollinis CBS 100218, 681 nucleotides. RefSeq names its product NADH-ubiquinone oxidoreductase 23 kDa subunit, mitochondrial. Gene Ontology annotation, molecular function: 4 iron, 4 sulfur cluster binding; NADH dehydrogenase activity. Lineage: Eukaryota; Fungi; Ascomycota; Dothideomycetes. The record is from RefSeq and is a predicted model, not a curated record. Gene Ontology annotation, cellular component: membrane. Bases 1 to 681 code for a protein of 226 amino acids. The transcript is spliced from 3 exons. Gene Ontology annotation, biological process: mitochondrial electron transport, NADH to ubiquinone; mitochondrial respiratory chain complex I assembly.
AUGGCCAGCACGAAGCCGCUGACUGCGCUCGCGCGCGCCCGACCGACGUCCUCGCUCCUACAGCAGACAGCGCGAACACCUGCCACCAGAAUCGCCGCCUUCAGCACAACCACCCCGCGCUUCGCAACGCCGUCCGGGCCACCACCCGCAGGCUUCCGUCUCCCGAAGCCCGUACGAUGGGACCAAGGCAAGGAAAGCAGCCUCGACAAGGCGGGGCGAUAUUUCCUGAUGACGGAGAUGAUGCGCGGGAUGUAUGUGGUGCUGGAGCAGUUUUUCAGACCGCCCUACACGAUCUACUACCCCUUCGAAAAAGGCCCCAUCUCGCCUCGCUUCCGCGGCGAGCACGCCCUGCGCCGAUACCCGACCGGCGAGGAGCGCUGCAUCGCCUGCAAGCUGUGCGAGGCCAUCUGCCCGGCGCAGGCCAUCACGAUCGAGGCCGAGGAGCGCGAGGACGGGGCCCGGCGGACGACGCGCUACGACAUCGACAUGACCAAGUGUAUUUAUUGUGGCUUCUGCCAGGAGAGCUGUCCUGUGGAUGCGAUCGUUGAAUCACCCAAUGCCGAAUACGCUACUGAGACGAGAGAGGAGCUUCUCUAUAACAAGGAGAAGCUGUUGAUGAAUGGCGAUAAGUGGGAGCCGGAGCUAGCGGCGGUGGCGAGGGCAGAUGCUCCAUAUAGGUAA